Molecule: messenger RNA, 1140 nt
Organism: Meyerozyma guilliermondii ATCC 6260
Lineage: Eukaryota; Fungi; Ascomycota; Pichiomycetes; Serinales; Debaryomycetaceae
Exons: 1
Coding region: 1-1140 (379 amino acids)
Source: RefSeq, a predicted model, not a curated record
AUGUAUCUUCCGUCCCCUGGCUACAACGAUCAGAUAGAUCGAAAUGGAGCGCAAGUUCCCAACCACGGAGGGCAAGGUGAAACAUCUAAUACUACUAUCCCGACUGCAAACAUCCUACAUUCAAGAGUUGGUUAUGCUGGUAACGGUAUGAACCCACUUGGUAUCCCUCCGUCAAUGUCGAUGCAACAGUAUCAACAACUUCAACAAAUGCAACAAGCACAACAAAUGCAACAGAUGCAGCAGCUUCAGCAGAUGCAACAGAUUCAGCAUAUGCAGCAACUCUCAGGUCUGAGCACUCAAAUGCUGUCCCAAAUUCAACCCCCUAUGCAACAAAUCCCUCCUCAAUAUCAGCCACAAAUGCAAGCUGCACAAUCCCAAAUUCACAAUCCUGCUCCUCCUCGGUUACAACAGCCAGCUCAACCUCAGAUAUCGCAGUAUCAACAACAACUUCAGUACCCUCAGCAUUUCCAGCAGCAAAUGCAAAUACCCUAUCAUCAUACCCCAGCUCAACGCCAUGAUGAAUUAAUGAAGGACAGUCAGAGUCCGCCACAGACCAUUCCCAAUGUCUCUCAAGAAAAGUUUCAAGAGAGAACUAUGCUUGUGAAGAAGAAAAGAGGUAGGCCAAAAAAGCUUAUUUUGGAUCCUUCGACUAAGCUGUAUAUCGAUUCCUCGCAUCCUCGGUUUAAGCAACUCAACAAAAUAUUGAAGGAAUCGUCUAAUCCCUCAACACCCAACUCAUCUCUUGGUCAUAUGAAUGGUCAGGAAGGUUCUCGACAGCUCACACAGGUGACGCAUUUGCGUGACAUGGAUGAUGAGGCAGUCAAAGAAUUGCUCAAGCGUAAGGAUCGUAGAGGAAGACCCAGAAAGUUCCCCAUUGAAGAGACUGGUCUAACUAUCAAGGGUAUCAGAGUGAAUGGAGUUGCCAAGAAUCGAAAGGCGAAGAGCGAUAUGUAUGUGAGUCCGACAAGUGGCCCCAGGCUUGAACAUUUCGGUUUGAACACCAAUGGGCCGACCACCAAUUUGAAUCGGGAUCACAUGAGCGAGACAAAAUUACCUCAGUCAUCCUUAAACGCCAUUGAUAAUCAUAUACCGAAUCAAACUGUGAAGUACAAAGAUCACAUGGGCGAAGAAUAUUCCUAA